Messenger RNA from Maudiozyma saulgeensis, 1386 nucleotides. Lineage: Eukaryota; Fungi; Ascomycota; Saccharomycetes; Saccharomycetales; Saccharomycetaceae. The record is from the annotation of a GenBank genome assembly.
AUGGGUUGCACAGCAAGUACACAGAUCAGUGAGGAUGAAAAUGAUCCAUUCUUACAAAGUCAAAGAGCUAACGAUGCCAUCGAACAAUCAUUACAAAGAGAAAAACAAAAGGAUAAGAAAGAAAUCAAAUUAUUGCUAUUAGGUGCAGGUGAGUCAGGGAAAUCAACUGUCUUAAAACAAUUGAAAUUGUUACAUCAAGGUGGAUUUAAUCAUCAAGAAAGAUUACAAUAUGCUCAAGUUAUUUGGGCAGAUGCUAUUCAAUCCAUGAAAAUUUUAAUUAUUCAAGCUAGAAAACUUGGAAUACCGUUAGAUUGUGACGAUCCUACCAAGAAUCCUGAAUUGUUUGAAUUUAAAAGAUUACUUUUAAGUGCGAAGGCUUUAGAUUUCAUAAAUGCUAGUGUUGCAGGCGGUUCAGGGUUUUUAAACGAUUAUGUACUGAAAUAUUCUGAAAGGUAUGAAACAAAGAGAAGGAUUCAAAGUACAGGAGAAGCUAAAGGGUUCGAUGCUGCUUUAGGUACAAAUGACCUUGAAAUAAAUGACCAAACUGACAUAAACUCUAAUAAACCACUUUUAAAUAUGUCAAUAAACGAAAUAUCGAAAAAUUUAAAUGAUACAGGUGAUGAUCAUAUGUUUGUUGAAAAGAAAAAUACAAAAUCCGCUGAAAAGAAGAAAAUAUCAAGAGAAGAUAUUGCUAAUGCAAUUCAAGAAUUAUGGAAAAAUGAUACAGGUAUCAAACAAUGUUUCACUAGGUCAAACGAAUUUCAGUUAGAAGGUUCAGCGGCUUAUUAUUUUGAUAAUGUACAUAAAUUUGCUGAUCCAAAUUAUAUUUGUACCGAUGAAGAUAUAUUAAAGGGACGUAUAAAGACUACUGGUAUAACAGAAAAUGAAUUCAAUAUAGGUUCUUCUAAAUUUAAAGUAUUGGAUGCUGGUGGUCAAAGGUCUGAACGUAAGAAAUGGAUUCAUAGUUUCCAAGGGAUCACUGCAGUUUUAUUUGUUCUUGCAAUGAGUGAAUAUGAUCAGAUGUUAUUUGAAGAUGAAAGAGUUAAUAGAAUGAAUGAGUCAAUCAUGUUAUUUGAUGCAUUAUUAAAUUCAAAAUGGUUCCGUGAUACACCAUUUAUUUUAUUUUUGAACAAGAUGGAUUUAUUUGACGAAAAAGUGAAAAGAAUGCCAAUAAGGAAGUAUUUCCCAGAUUACCAAGGUCGUGUCGGUGACUCUGAGGCAGGUGUCAAGUAUUUUGAAAAGAUUUUUUUGAGUUUGAAUAGAUCCAAUAAACCUAUAUAUAUCAGAAGAACAUGUGCUACAGAUACUCAAUCCAUGAAGUUUGUGUUGAGUGCAGUAACUGACAUGAUCGUUCAACAAAACUUAAAGAAAAGUGGUAUAAUAUGA